GGGGCGUACGUACUCGUAAUAAUUUCUCUUUUCCCAGUUACGCCCCGAACUGCUCAUCUCCGCCCAAACCCUCGCCUGUCCUCCUAUCCCUUCGAGCUUCGCUCAAAACUAUCGCCUUCGUGAACAAACCUUCGCGUAUAGUCGCCAUUAGCGCUAACUGGGAAGGCAACGACGGGAUCGCGGCCUACAGAGACCACCGAAACUCCCAUCUUCUUAUCCUUCCGCUCAGCUCCUACUAGAAACCAUUGAAGAAGCAUGCCGUGGCUUCUAACGCAAAAUGACAAGGACAAUUACCGCUAUACUCAUCUUAACCGGGAUUCAGCUUUUAAAGGAAUUGACGUUCAUGAGAUUUUCAUCACAAAGAGUAGAGUGCGGCUUCUUUUAUCAUACAUAGGCAUCCUAAUAUGUCUGGUGAACUGCUACAUUUUACUUGCUAAGCGGGCGAAUUGCUCGUAGAUUUGUUCCGAGUGGCAAUAUUCUAAGGCCUGUGUUAAAUGAAUGUGUGACUCCUUUUACCUGCUACUGGACCCUGGCUUUGAUUCUGCGCGGGGAAGAUCAACUCAUUCUUGUAUUUCAGGAAUUAAAACCACCACUUAAAUUGCUGAUUCCUAUAUGGAAGGCUCUGUGUUCAUCUUUUGAUGUCCAAGAUGGGAGCUGCUCUUCAUGAAAGCCGAUGUUGUCAGGUUUCAGCCCCCUAUGCUUUUGAUAGAUUAGUUACGCUGCAGAGCACAUGAAGCAAUCAGUUUGAUUUUCAUCGUGCAUUCAUUUUGUUCAUGUCUUAUUAAUGUUGAUUUUAACACUGUGCAGUGCAUACAAUAGUACCGUAUCAUUUCAUGCUUGGUAGGCCGUUUCAUUUUUUUACUUAAAAAAAAUAUUUACCUGUAAAUUUAUUGGACGCGAUGUGUCAAGGCUGUUGCCUUUUCAUGCCAACUUGUUUGCUGACAGAUAUUCAGUCCAAUUUAAGCUGAAUUUUUUAGGGAACUUAA
This is a messenger RNA of Phalaenopsis equestris, 986 nucleotides long. RefSeq lists its product as uncharacterized. Lineage: Eukaryota; Viridiplantae; Streptophyta; Magnoliopsida; Asparagales; Orchidaceae. Gene Ontology annotation, biological process: GPI anchor biosynthetic process. Gene Ontology annotation, cellular component: glycosylphosphatidylinositol-N-acetylglucosaminyltransferase (GPI-GnT) complex. The record is from RefSeq and is a predicted model, not a curated record.